Molecule: messenger RNA, 1089 nt
Organism: Adineta ricciae
Lineage: Eukaryota; Metazoa; Rotifera; Eurotatoria; Adinetida; Adinetidae
Source: the annotation of a GenBank genome assembly
AUGUGGAAGUCGUUUCAUAUAUGGAUUUAUCUUUUUAUCCUUGUCGAAAAAUGUCUUUUAACAUCUCAAUUGGUGCAAUCAAAUCGUCAGGAAUUAAUGCUCGUUCCAUCAGUUGCAUUUCGUCAUCAUUCUGAAUCAAUGGAAUUAACUGCACUGGCUCAUCCAACGGAUGAUUGGAUUCUUUAUGCUCAAGGUUGGUUUCUUGAAGUAAAUCCUAUUCGUGCUCGUCUUGCCACAACUAUCCUCUUGACAACUGUCGGUGAUGUUGAUCAAGAUCGCAUCGCUUAUUUUACUGGAAGUGGAAAAGAACAUCGAGCAUUAUGUAUUGAUGGUCUAAAGAAUGAAAUGUGUACAUACACAGAUUCACAUGGCUUAAUUCAAAAACAGUUUAAAUUAUCAAAUGAUGAUAUUCAACUUUUUCGUGUUUCGGGUGGAACUGGUGGAAAAGUUGAAUAUUCCGUUUCAACAGUAGAUAAAAAUAUUCAGAAAAAAGGUGAAAUCUUCUUAUGUGAUGAUAAUGGAAUAUCAGUUAUUAGUGAUAUUGAUGAUACAAUCAAAAUAACUGGUGUAACCAGUGCACGUGCUGUUCUUCGGAAUACAUUUUCUGGUCAAUAUAAAGCUGUGCCUGGUAUGGCUGAACGUUAUCGUCAUUAUGAAUCGACUUACAAUGCCACAUUUCAUUAUUUAACUGCUUCACCGGAUCAAUUAUAUCCAUUUUUACGAGAAUUUUUUGAACGUGAGCAAUUUCCAUUAGGUUCAUACCACAUGAGACAUUUUACCUGGUUGGACUCGAAUUUCUUUCACUUUUUCUCGUCAAAAUCAUUCAUCAGACAGAAGACAAAUAUUUUACACAUGUUUUUCCAGCAAACACGCUCGAGACAAUUUAUUUUACUUGGUGAUAUUUUUCAAAAAGAUCCGGAAAUUUAUGCAAAUAUCUACGAAAAAUAUUCGGAUCGAAUUUUGAAAAUCUUCAUACGUGUACCAAAGAAACGAGUCGUAGAUCGAUUAGAACAUGUGUUUCAACAUAUCCCAAAAAACAAAUGGGACACAUUUGUGAACGGACAUGAUCUCCCGGAAAAUAUUUUCUAA